Molecule: messenger RNA, 1014 nt
Organism: Lasiosphaeria miniovina
Lineage: Eukaryota; Fungi; Ascomycota; Sordariomycetes; Sordariales; Lasiosphaeriaceae
Product: YTH domain-containing protein
Exons: 3
Coding region: 139-642 (167 amino acids)
Biological process (GO): mRNA splicing, via spliceosome; regulation of alternative mRNA splicing, via spliceosome
Cellular component (GO): nucleoplasm
Molecular function (GO): mRNA binding; N6-methyladenosine-containing RNA reader activity
Source: RefSeq, a predicted model, not a curated record
AUUGACUUCACGUCUGACUCCGAGUGGAUUGCCGCAAAGACAUACGCUGUGCCUUCCGAGCCGCUAGCCUUUGUAGGAACUCAAGAUCUUCUCCUAUCCUGACAGACUAUUUCCGUCAAUUGCGCGAACCCGUUUUGAAUGCUUGUUAAUGUUCUGCCAGACGCUCGGUUCUUCAUUGUCAAAUCGUUCAACGAAGACAAUGUCCUCAAAUGCAUGGAAGAUGGUGUAUGGGCAACGCAGGUACAAAACGGACAAGUCCUCACCAGUGCUUUUGCCAAUUGCAGAAACGUCAUCUUAUUCUUCUCGAUAAACAAAUCGAAGGCAUUCCAGGGAUACGCACGAAUGGCUACUGCCCCUUCUCCAGACACGCCUCGGCCCAAGUGGAUGAACGGGAUACACUGGGAUGUGUCCCCUCCAUUCCGAGUCGAGUGGCUGAGCAAAGUGCCAUUCGAAUUCUUCCGCGCUGGGCAUCUCAAAAACCGAUAUAACGAGUACCUCCCAGUCCUCGUUGGCAAAGACGGCCAGGAGAUUGAGGAAGAGUGCGGCCGACAGUUGCUGCUCGAGAUGGAGCAGUUUGCCGAGGCCAAGGCUGGCGUGGAAGCGGCUCGCCGCGGAGCCAAGAAACCCAUUAAGCGAGGAUAGUAUGGAACACUGAUAGAAUCGUGCCCGGUUCCGUGCCCGGUUCCGCCGCGGGUUUGUCCACGACCACAGCCGUCAAAAGCAGAUUUAUCAAGCCCCUUGACAUAACGGCGCCCUAGAUCGAGCGAAUAAAUAUAUAAUUCAUAGCAGCCAGACUUGAUAGAGCGAGAACCUACUGGCAGCAGUAGUAUAUACGAAAGUCUCCCAGCCGAUUAGGACUCAUCUAUCGAGAGGUGAGAGGCUGUAACUUGCUUCCGAACUGUGUCGCCAGCGGCCUGAACGUGCACGCUCGAUUAGCAGCCUCGAGUUUUAUUUACUGCCCAGUCCAGCCGGUUCGCCAACCAUGGUAGAUUUGGUGCACGGUGCAAGUGGGAC